Messenger RNA from Diversispora eburnea, 846 nucleotides. The record is from the annotation of a GenBank genome assembly. NCBI's taxonomy places the organism in Eukaryota, Fungi, Glomeromycota, Glomeromycetes, Diversisporales, Diversisporaceae.
AUGUCAUACGUUGCUGGUAUGGUAGUUUACGUAAAAAUUAAGGGAUAUCCUUGGUGGCCAGCAAAAGUCGAAGAAGAAUCUAGUAUUCCUGAAAAUGUUUUAUCAAAAAAACCAAAAGGUUCUAAUAAUAAACCAAUGUAUUGUGUUAAAUUUUAUGGGACGGGAAAUUAUGGAUGGAUUAUAAAUACUGGUAUUAAACCAUUUGAUAAAAAAGAAGCAGAAAUUUCAUUGGAAGGAAUGAAAUCAAAAAGCAAAAUGUUAGAAAGAUCUAUGAGGGAAGCUUUAGAAGAUUUUAAAGAUGAAUCUAAUGAAGAAUUUUAUGAAGAAUCUUCUAAUAAUAAGAAAUUAGAUAUGUCAAAAGCUGAUAAAUUAUUUACCGAAAUUGAAAAUUUUCCCGUCACUAUUCCAUUAUUAAAGCAAUCCAAAAUCGGAAAAGUCAUGAGAAAAAUUAGAGAAAUAAAAGUUGAUGGCGAUGAUUAUAAUAUUAUAAAACGUAGUGAUGAAUUGGUUAAAAAGUGGUAUAAAAUAUUUCAAGCCACUCCAUCAAAACAUGAGCGCGAACACGAACGCGAUCAACACGAACAAUACGAACAAGGUAGAGCAACUCUUCCUACAGUUACAAUUGAUAUUAAUCCAACUCCAAUAAACCAACAAGAAGGUGAUGAGGUUACCCCAAUUGAUUCGACAAUAGAAGAAGGUGAUGAAGUUACUACUCCAAUGGAGGUAAUAAAACAAGAAGAAGGUAGUGAAGAUGACGAAUCUAUUAAUACUACUCCAAUGGAGACGACAAUACAACAAGGUAAUGAUACUUCAAUUGAAGAAACUCCAAUUACGCCAACCAAUUGA